Aedes albopictus (Asian tiger mosquito) is the source of this 795-nucleotide messenger RNA. RefSeq names its product V-type proton ATPase 116 kDa subunit a 1-like. The record is from RefSeq and is a predicted model, not a curated record. Gene Ontology annotation, molecular function: ATPase binding; proton-transporting ATPase activity, rotational mechanism. Gene Ontology annotation, cellular component: proton-transporting V-type ATPase, V0 domain; vacuolar proton-transporting V-type ATPase complex; plasma membrane. Lineage: Eukaryota; Metazoa; Arthropoda; Insecta; Diptera; Culicidae. Gene Ontology annotation, biological process: vacuolar acidification; proton transmembrane transport.
UUUUUUCUGACUUUUUUACAGCUUAUCGGUCGACCGGUGUAGAUUUGUGUGACUUGCUGCAGGACUAAGCUCCAUCAAACCCCCCGCAACCAUGGGUUCGCUGUUCCGCAGCGAAGAGAUGACCCUGUGUCAGCUCUUCCUGCAGAGUGAAGCCGCGUACGCGUGCGUAUCCGAGCUGGGAGAACUCGGGCUGGUGCAGUUCCGGGAUCUCAACCCGGACGUUAAUGCGUUCCAGCGCAAGUUCGUCAACGAGGUGCGCCGGUGCGACGAGAUGGAGCGCAAGUUGCGCUACCUGGAGAAGGAAAUCAAGAAGGACGGCAUCCCGAUGCUGGACACCGGCGAAAGCCCCGAAGCUCCCCAGCCGCGGGAGAUGAUCGACCUGGAGGCCACCUUCGAGAAGCUGGAGAACGAACUGCGCGAGGUGAACCAGAACGCCGAAGCGCUGAAGCGCAACUUCCUGGAGCUGACCGAGCUGAAGCACAUCCUGCGUAAGACUCAGGUCUUCUUCGACGAGCCACAGGCAGCGGUCGCAGGCAAUGUACCUAAUAUCAUGUCACGGAACCGCUAUCUGCAGAUGGCGGAUUCGCACAGGGAAGAGGAACAGGUUAACCUACUCGGUGAGGAGGGCAUUCGAGCUGGUGGUGCCGGGGCACAGGGACAAAACCUAAAACUAGGUUUUGUGGCCGGUGUCAUCCUGCGCGAACGUCUCCCGGCCUUCGAACGUAUGCUGUGGCGUGCCUGCCGUGGUAAUGUGUUCCUUCGCCAGGCCAUGAUCGAGUCACCGCUGGAGGAUCC